AUGAAGAUCCUCAAAAACCCAGCAAGAAUUCUCCCCUCUCCAUCACUAUUAACAAUCUCUCUGCUCCUCCUCUUUGUCAACACAAUAAAGUGUUCACCAUUCACAAUACAGGAAGCGACAAUCGAAGAAAUCCAACAAGCUUUUGCUCGAAACGAACUAACUUCAAAACAACUAGUCAACUUCUACUUAGACAGAAUCCAAGAACUGAACCCUCUUCUUCACAGUGUGCUAGAAGUCAAUCCAGACGCAUUAGAAGAAGCUGAAAAGGCUGAUCAAGAAAGGGAAAGAAACCAGGGCCGUUGGUUCUUGGGGGACUUGCAUGGAAUUCCAGUGCUGUUGAAAGACAGUAUAGCGACUAAAGACAAGUUGAACACGACUUGUGGAUCUUAUGCCUUGGUGGGGUCAGAGGUUGCACGUGAUGCCCACGUGGUUGAGAAGUUGAGGAAUGCUGGUGCUGUGAUUCUAGGGAAGGCCAGUCUUGAUGAGUGGUAUCAUUGCAGGUCUUUUGAUAUUCCUGAUGGUUGGUGUGCUAGAAGUGGUCAAGCUGAGAAUCCUUAUGUUGAAUCGGGAAACCCAUGUGGUUCAAGCAGUGGAUCGGCAAUAUCAGUGGCUGCAAAUAUGGUGGCAGUAUCACUGGGGACCGAAACUGAUGGUUCUCUCAUCUGCCCUGCAGAUCACAACUCAGUUGUUGGGCUCAAGCCAACAGUUGGCCUCACUAGUCGGGCUGGUGUCAUCCCAAUUUCGCCUCGCCAGGACUCCAUUGGGUAA
Dovyalis caffra is the source of this 768-nucleotide messenger RNA. The record is from the annotation of a GenBank genome assembly. Lineage: Eukaryota; Viridiplantae; Streptophyta; Magnoliopsida; Malpighiales; Salicaceae.